UUCUAUGCAGUGCGGAUGAACCUUUAUUAUAUGUAGAACAUUUUGGGAGGUAGUUAUUAUUGUUGAAAUACAUAACUAUUAGGUAUCAUUUGGGAUCUUUUGACAUUUUUAUUAUUUACUUACUUGCUUGCUUCCUCUUAACUUUGAAUCUUGAUCCUAUAGUCACUGGUGUUAAUCAGCUUACUAUAGUAGAACAUACAGAUCCCUUACCUUCGUUCGAUAUAACAGGUAUCCAACGAAUUGUUUGUUCUAAGUUCGAUCCCGCAGACUCGUUGCCGCGGCUAACAGAUACCUACUUCACUCCUCGUUUACCUAAUCUCACGCUCAUCCCGCCUUCGCUGCCUAUUACAAGCGGUCCCUCUCCGCGAGUCAUUCUUACCUAGGGUUCCGGUUCCCAGAUAGCGCAAGGUUCUCUUUAACCUAACUUAGUGCAAUCCUCCCUUCUCUUGGCGCGUUCCCAGCCUCGCCCUCGGGGUAUCGUUCCGCCUCGUUUUAUUUUGGUUUUUUUUUAAUCGCCGUAUGUGCAUGUAGGCGGUGCGCGAUGGCCCUGUCGAAGCGCAGCACGUUCACGACCAUCUCGCCGUUACCAGCGGGUAUCACGCGCGAGGUGGUCGUCGACUUCCUGCACAACCACGUGGAGAUGAUCGACCUGAACCCGCUGGUCAUCGAGCGGCACCCCAUCGACCCGCCGCCGCACGCCCCCGCCGAGGAGCGCCGCUGCGCCUGGUGGAGCAUGACCGACAAGAUCGCCUAUCUGCCCGGCGGCGUCGCGUCUGGAGACGUCACUUACACGGCUGCUUUUCACGACUUGCCGAACGGCAUCCAGACCCAUGUGUAUGCCCCCAUGGGCACGGAUAUCCGCGAGCGCUGGAGCCUCGGCGGCACGCUUCCGGGAGAACCGCUUGAGCCGGUUGAGUUGGGGAUUGGAGCGCCGAGGCAGGGUCUUUAUCUACGGGAGGACGUCGAGCUAAGAUGCAACUUCGUCAUGUCCUCCUUCGUCAAGAAGACGCUGAAGAAAGCCCACGGUGUCUUAGUGGAGCGGCUCGUAGCCAGCGCUUCUUCUACGGCGCAACGUCAGAGCACGGGUCAUCAACGCACGAGUUCGAGCGUGCAGAGUGGAAGUGUCCAUUCGAAUCACUCGUCUAUGAGCUAUCCUGCAUAUCCCGCCCCUCAGGGACCACAGCCCACGGCACCGUAUCAUCCACAGCAACAGCAGCAACAGCCCAGACCGAUGUCUACCCCUUUCGGCCGCGUCACACCAUCACCACCGGGGCACUCAGCGCCGUACGGCCAUGCCCCGUCUCAUAGCGUGGGGAGCACUAGCUACAUACCCGAGCCACUGCGCGUGAAUAAAAGUCGUCCGUCCAGCGGACAGUACCACCACCCCCAGGGUUCGGCGUCACACACCUCGCAACCACCAGGGGUAGGCAACAGCAGCUUUCCCGCGGAGUUAGAAUGAGAAAAUGCACUAUAAUAGAGGUGCGUUCAAGUUGCAAGUUGUGUAGGUAUGCAUUGGCGUUAGGAUCCGGUAUAUUCGCAUCUGAGCGUUUUUUUUUUUUUUUUUUGUUGUGUUUAACCAUCUCUACGGGCUAGGGAGUACCUACUAUCACGGGGGAAAGAGUAGCUAGCAUAGU
Molecule: messenger RNA, 1634 nt
Organism: Daldinia vernicosa
Lineage: Eukaryota; Fungi; Ascomycota; Sordariomycetes; Xylariales; Hypoxylaceae
Exons: 2
Coding region: 542-1459 (305 amino acids)
Source: RefSeq, a predicted model, not a curated record